This is a messenger RNA of Thalassophryne amazonica, 1331 nucleotides long. Its product is annotated as proprotein convertase subtilisin/kexin type 4-like. The coding region runs from base 87 to 1331 and encodes 414 amino acids. NCBI's taxonomy places the organism in Eukaryota, Metazoa, Chordata, Actinopteri, Batrachoidiformes, Batrachoididae. The record is from RefSeq and is a predicted model, not a curated record. The transcript has 11 exons. Gene Ontology annotation, cellular component: trans-Golgi network; Golgi membrane. Gene Ontology annotation, molecular function: serine-type endopeptidase activity. Gene Ontology annotation, biological process: peptide hormone processing.
AUCACACUAACAAGGACCUGAAGAGAAACUUUGACGCCUUUGCGAGUUUUGAUCUUCUUGCAUCACAUGGUCUGUCUCAUGACCCCAUGCCGGUCAAAGAUGAAGCCAGCGGCCACGGAACGCGGUGUGCAGGGGAAGUUGCCAUGGAGGCCAACAACUCCUACUGUGGUGUGGGCAUCGCCUUCAAUGCCAGGAUCGGAGGUGUCCGCUUGUUGGGUGCCACGGUUACUGACGCCAUGGAAGCCACGGCUCUGACCUUCAACAUCCAAUACAUCGACAUCUAUGUUUGCAGCUGGGGCCCACGGGACGACGGCGCCGCCAUGGACGGGCCGCAUAGCCUGACACAGCGAGCGCUCCAGCUAGCAGCUCACCAGGGGAGAGACGGGAAGGGCAGCAUCUUUGUGUGGGCGGCUGGUAACGGCGGGCUGCAUCUCGACCACUGCGGUGCAGACGGAUACGUUAACUCCAUCUACACCAUCGCCAUCGGUGCUGUCACUCAAACAGGGAAGCCCACCUACUUUGGCGAGCCGUGCCCCGGGAUAAUGGCUGUCACUCUGACAGGGUCCAGCGUGGGAGGCUCACUUCCUCUGGUCACUGUGACGAACCUUGGUGACGGCUGCAUCACACAGUUUCCUGGAACAUCCAGUGCUGCACCAAUUGCCGCAGGGAUUCUGGCUCUUGCUUUAGAAGUGAAUCCCGAGCUGACAUGGAGGGAUGUUCAGCAUCUGAUUGCAAAUACGGCAAAGAUUCCUGACCCUAAAGAGCCUGGGUGGACCAUCAACGCAGGAGGAUACCAUGUUCACCACAGGUACGGCUUUGGCGUGCUGGAUGCCGGUCUGAUGGUGCAGCAGGCUGCACGCUUCAACACUGUAGCCCCACAGAGAAAGUGCACGCAAAAAGUCACACUGCAUCCUCCAAGGGUUCUUCCGUCAGGAGGCGUGGUCAGUGUGAACAUCCAAUCAGAUGCCUGCCGUGGGAGCAUGAAUGAGAUCGACACUCUGGAGCAUGUGCAGGUGAGGUUGAGCAUCAGCGCUGUUUGUCGCGGAGACGUCUCCAUUAGCCUGGAAUCUCCAGCCAGCACAGUGUCAUUACUGCUGGACACAAGACCCAAAGAUGCAUCUGGUGCCGGCCUGAAGAACUGGACCCUGAUGACGGUGCACAGCUGGGGGGAGCAGCCACGAGGCCUCUGGACCCUGCAGGUGACGGACCGCAGAGGAGCCGUAAGGAGCUGUGUGAGGGCGAACGAGGAGGACGCAGCUGGAGCGUUACUCAGGGUCACACUCGUCCUCUACGGAACCCGGAACGCACAUGGGAACGCACAUGGUAUGUGA